Funneliformis mosseae is the source of this 585-nucleotide messenger RNA. The record is from the annotation of a GenBank genome assembly. NCBI's taxonomy places the organism in Eukaryota, Fungi, Glomeromycota, Glomeromycetes, Glomerales, Glomeraceae.
AUGAGUGAAUAUAUCAGUGUUCGCAAGCUAAAAGCAUUAAAAGCAUUGAAUAUAGAUAGAGAAUUAUCUCUCGAUCAUACUCAAGAAGAAAUAGAAGAAAUUCUUAAUAUAUUAAAAUCUAAACUUAAGCAUCCUAUAACAGAAGUGGACAUAAACCUUUAUGUUUUAAGUGAUAAUUCAGAUAUUGUGAAAAACUUGGGAAGUAAGCAAAAAAAUAUUUUCACAGAACCUCAAAAAAAUAUGAAAUGUGCCUUAUCUGAUUCAGUUAUUACUAAUACAUCCUGCAGUGAGCAAAGUGAAGAGAUAUAUAUUGCAGAUGUCAUAAUUCCUUUACUUCAAACAAGUUUAAGUGAUCUUUUGAAUAGUGCUAUUUGUCUAAGUAUAGCAGAAUAUCAAAGUAUAGCAAGCAAAGCUCGAAAAAAUCUAGGAAUAAUUGAAAAGCAAAUGAAAAAAAAACCUGACAUUAUGGGUUUAUUGAAGCAAGACAAAAAAUUAUUGAGCUAUUGUAUACUGAAUCAUCAUGUAUUGUGUAUAGUAACUCAAAAAAAUCAGAUGAUAAGGUUAAGUUAUAGAGAGAAACAUUAG